AUGGGCCAAACUUUAAGCUCAGACGUUACUUGCGAUGCAUCAAGCAGCGGGACUUUCGCUUACGGCACCUACUGGAUCGGCUCCAGAACAUUCAACGCAAAUUGUGGUUUUGACACUACCGGUCCAGUCCUCCGCGUCACAAAUGCCGACUUCUACGACUGCAUAGAGGGCUGUGCGUCCGAUUCACAGUGUAAAGCAAUCUCAUGGGUUACCGGCACCUGUUAUCAGAAGAGUUCCCGUGGCAGUCUAGUCUAUUCCGACCACGGCGUGUCUUCCUUCAUCGACAUUUCCGCCACAGACCUCACCUGCCCCAACUCGAACGGCUUGGGAUACAACAAUUUUGUUGUCCAAUGUGGCGUUGAUUAUCCUGGACAAGGUGACAUUGGCUCAAGCUCAGAACCCGCCCUCAGCGACUGUAUCGACACAUGCGGCGGUACCCCCGAUUGUGUUGCUGUUGUCUACUCCGGCAAUGCAUGCUACCUCAAGGACAACACAAUUGGCACGCCCGUCCCGAACAGUGCCGUCUCAGGCGCCAUACUACAGAACUACGAACCAGCUCCACCGCCGGGACCAAACCCAUUCACCCCUCCGACUUGCCCUUCAUUCGAUGGGGCUACCUACAAUGGCUACCUCAUUGCAUGCGGUACCGAUUACUUCGGUGGCGACCUUACCAGCACCACUACAGACACCUUCGAAGACUGCAUCGCCGCUUGCACAGCCAAUGGCGCUUGCGUCGACGUCUCUUAUGUAUCCGGCUCGUGCUACCUGAAGAAUGUCCUUACAACGCCGACACCCGCAGGCAACGUCUGGAACGCAAAGCUCCUCAGCCCAGUCGUCAACCCGGUCACCACUCUCGCCUGCCCUGCCGCCGAUGGCACCUCGCAGAACGUCAACGGCGCUGAUUUCACUGUAGCUUGCUACACCGACUACCCGGGCGGAGACUACAGAAACCUCUACACCCAGGACUUCAGUGGCUGUCUGUCAGAGUGCGCGUCCGAUGCGCAGUGCACCGAUGUGGCAUGGAACCACGGCAGCUGUUAUCUGAAGUCGACCCUUGUGCCUGCUGUGACGAACGAGAAUGUCUGGGGUGCGAUCAAGGCAAUUGUUACUGCCCCGGUGGCGAACAUCACCACACCGGUGAACAGCAACUCGACUAACGCGACUUCUUUCGCCCCAGCGGACAGGCGUGUUCGUCGCAGACCCGUGCGCCUGGCGUACUAG
This is a messenger RNA of Cyphellophora attinorum, 1221 nucleotides long. RefSeq lists its product as uncharacterized. Lineage: Eukaryota; Fungi; Ascomycota; Eurotiomycetes; Chaetothyriales; Cyphellophoraceae. The record is from RefSeq and is a predicted model, not a curated record. The transcript has a single exon. Bases 1 to 1221 code for a protein of 406 amino acids.